Molecule: messenger RNA, 1669 nt
Organism: Triticum dicoccoides
Lineage: Eukaryota; Viridiplantae; Streptophyta; Magnoliopsida; Poales; Poaceae
Product: molybdate transporter 1-like
Exons: 1
Coding region: 945-1586 (213 amino acids)
Biological process (GO): molybdate ion transport
Molecular function (GO): molybdate ion transmembrane transporter activity
Source: RefSeq, a predicted model, not a curated record
CCACAUGAUUAGUAAGAACCCGAAAAUGAUGCAAGGAAUAAUGCAAGUUUAGAUACAGAUUUCUUUAAAGCUUAAAUACAAUAUGGAGUGUACACAUAUAUCAUUAAAAGUAGAGAGGGAAAGGACCGGGUCAGCAAAUGAGACUUGGUAAUGCAACUAAUUUGCUAGUAACAGCAGCGGAUCCUACCACCAAGUCAUUCUGGUUACCCCACAAUUUUUGUUCUUCAGUCAGAUGUCAUAGUGUACAAACGGAGAUAAAUCAUUGAUAAGAACUGUAAUAACACCAUCUCCCAACCAGGAACAUUCUAGUUCAGAGAAUGUUCUGACUUCUGAACCCCUGUCCCUUCAUUUCUGUAACCUACAAUAAAUACAGAGACAAGCAGUGGCCAAACAAUCAUAGCAAGCUUUCGACUAUUAGCUACUUCUGCCUGUAGAUGGUUGGAUUGGAACCCCACCUAUCUUUCACCUCAAUGUAAAUCCUGAAGAGAUUCAUCUAUAUUGCAAUGGCUGGACGGGCGUAAUGAAAAAACGAGUAUUUAACCAAAAACUACCACAAUUCGCGGAAACGUGACAGAAAACUACCACUUUACGAUUUUGUCCCGAAAACUACAACUUUUUUAUUAAUCCGUGACAAAAAACUACCAAGUGUGAAAACUGCUCGCUUUGCCUGGGUUAAACGCGAAUCUGACUGCCCGACCCCACACAUAAACGGGCUAAAAAUGCAAUCGGGUCCCUAGUUUUUUUUCAAAAAAGCAAUCGGGUCCUCCGCCUCCUUCUCCUCCUCGUCGCCAGCACAGCCAACGCCACCAACAUCGCCUCCGACAUCACCAGUGAACCCAGCGCCACCAGCGUCGUCCCCUCCUGCUCCGGUGAACCCUGCACCACCAACCCAGGCGGCGAAGGUGGAGGGGCACUGGGCGGCGGGCCUCCUCUACGGCGUCCACAUGCCCGUCCAGCCCAUGAAGACCAUCGCCGCCGUCGCCCUCUCCGACGCCUCCUUCGGGGUCCCCGAGAUGAUGGCCGCCGGCAUCCUCACCUCGGCGUUCGUAUUCGUCCUCGGGGUCACCCGCCUUAUGAAGCUCGUCUACUGGUUCGUGCCGCUCCCCGUCGUCCGCGGCAUCCAGCUCGCCCAGGGGCUCAACUUUGCCAUGGCCGCCGUCAAGUACAUCCGCUACGAGCAGGACCUGGCGAAGAGCAAGUCCCUCGGUCGGCGCCCCUGGGCUGGGCUCGACGGCCUCGCCCUCGCCAUCGCCGCCAUCUUCUUCGUCGCCCUCGUCAACGGCGCUGGCGACGAUCACAGCACCGCCGUCCAAGAAGAAGUGGGACGAGAUCGGGAGGAGGAUAGCUCUUCUUCCCCAUGCCCAGCCUCCUUCCCCAGGCCUUCAUCGACGCGCUCCCCGUCUUCCUCUACCGCAACGUCGUUGUGGGUGGGGACGGCGGCAGGGGAAGGACCCGUUCGAUGGCGAGCGAUGGCGAGCAAGCUGCGGACGGCUGGGGAAGGAGGAGGCCGGCGACGAGGAGGAGAAGGAGGCGGAGGACCCGAUUGCUUUUUUGAAAAAAAACUAGGGACCCGAUUGCAUUUUUAGCCCAUUUAUGUGUGGGGUCGGGUAGUCAGAUUCGCGUUUAACCCAGGCAAAGCGAGCAGUUUUCACACUUGGUAGUUUUUUGU